Molecule: messenger RNA, 2137 nt
Organism: Durusdinium trenchii
Lineage: Eukaryota; Dinophyceae; Suessiales; Symbiodiniaceae
Source: the annotation of a GenBank genome assembly
AGCUACCAGACAAGCAUACCAGCAGUCAUUAUUCAGGAUAUUUUGGUAUUCUAGAAGAUACAGGUUCUCAGAGACGAUCUAUCCUCCCACCCGUCAUGAAUGAAGACUCUGAAGUAUGGACACCUGGAGGUAUGAAAUUCCUGCAAGAAAAGUUGAUGUCAAUGGCAAAGGCACAGGAGGACUUGUUGUGUCAGCAAAACAUCGAGCUGACAAACUUUCUCUACGAACAUUUCGAGCUCAGGUCUAGCACAAAUCUAGUUACAAGCUCAAAGUUUGAUUUGAACGGCAAAGAGCUUGGGCUGAGUGAAGAAGGCCCCAAGGCCGCCGAGUUGGACCCCGAGGGCGACCCUGAGGGCCCCAAGCUGGCCAACGUGGCAUUUGUCCGACCAUCGUCCAUCGAGACCGAAGCAGAGCUCGAGUGCUCCUCUCAGAGUAUUGAGCCUAUUUUGGAGACAAAGCAGGAGGACAACUCCAGCCAGCAGAGUCCAGCCAGCUCCAAGGAGAGGAGAAACUCCGUCAUGGAAGAGCUGGCAUCAAUGGAAGAGAAGGUGACAGGUGCAGUUGUGGACUAUGGCCGAAAGCUCUUGCAGUCCGAUAAUUUUUCCUUCAAGUCGCUCGAUUUGGUUGUUGGCGUUCUGAUCGCAAUCAACACGAUUGUGAUGAUGAUCCGAAAUGAAUAUAUGGGUUAUGAAGUUGGUGUAGCUCUCGGUGCGAUGAAUCAUAACCCUCUGUCAGAGUUGGAUUGGACCCUUGAUGCCUUGGAGAGAGGCUUUGCCAUUCUCUUUCUCAUUGAGCUCGUUGUACGAGUUGCAAUACAACGCUGCAGCUACUUCAGGUCAUGUUGGAAUUGGUUUGAUGUGGUCCUUGUCCUGGUGAGCAUGUUUGAUCUCUUUCUGCUUGACUUGCUGCGUGUGGACGUCAAGAUCAAUGUGAACGUCACCAUGAUGCGGCUGGCCCGGACCGUGAAGUUGGCGAGGGCAUUUCGCAUUAUGAGAACCUUGAGGCUCUUUGAAGGCUUGCGUGUGUUGGUGCACUCAGUCUCAGCCUUUCUUCCAUCUCUGAUGUGGGCCAUGAUCUUCCUGGGGCUUUUUAUCAUUACUGGUGGCAUUUUGUUGGGUGGCCUCCUGCAAAGCUUCCUCGUUGACACCAGUGAAGACUUUGAUAGAAGGUACUGGGUCUGGAGACACUAUGGGACAGCAAGCAGAGCCAUUUAUACCAUGUUUGAGAUCACCUUUGCUGGGUCUUGGCCCCUAUAUGCAAGACCUGUGAUUGAAGAGGUUGGCGUGGGCUACUGUAUAUUCUUUGUUGCGUACAUCGUCUUCGUGGUAUUUGCUGUGAUUCGUGUAAUCAGCGCCAUUUUCCUCAAGGAAACUCUGGAUGCUGCGCAAAAUGAUGCCCAGUUAGUCGUGCGGGAGAAGGCGAAGGCGAGCCAAGAGUACGUGAAGCGUCUCAACAAAGUGUUCCAGACUAUGGAUCUUUCGCAAGAUGGUGUUGUCACCAAAGAAGAGUUCCUGCAACUGUGCCAAGAUCCGACUAUCAGGAGCUAUAUGACGUCCUUGGAUGUGGAUGUAAAUGAUGGCUCGCAUUUAUUUAAGCUCCUAGAUGAUGGUGAUGGGAAUUUAACCUAUGAAGAGUUCAUUGCUGGGAUGAUGCGCUUCAAAGGAUCUGCCAAAGCCAUUGACGUCAUCUACCUGCAGCGAGAAGUCGAAUGGAUACAACAGGAGCUGCUGCGGCUCACUGACAAGCUGAUUGGGCCCAAUCUCAACGACAAGAGAGUUCGGAGGAGAUCGGGCCGCAUCAAUACCCAAAAAGAGCAUCAGAUUCAUGACGAGAAGCAGGUCUUUGAGCCACCUGUACCAGAGCCCGAACUGCCUCAUGAAUAUUUGACAAAUGCCAUGCGGUCCUGACAAAGGGAUUUGCCAGAGGAAACUGCACUUGGCUCGGUAUGCUUCUCACAUCGCGAAAUACGUGUAAUGAAACAUCUAAGAUGUUUCUGUUUUUCCCGCUUCAGAACAUUUCACAGAGGACUUGUGGGCUGGGCUGGAGGCCAGCCAACAGGCAACAUAACAAGUCCCAACUUGAUGAUUCCUCUAAUCAGAGCAUGAAUUGAUGUUGUGAUCACCAGCUUGACUACGAG